AUUGCAGCAGGGGAACGCUUUUCAAAAGUUAUUGAGUUUCUCAGGCGGCAACUGCAUCGUGAAACUCUGUUUUUGUAUGUCAACAGCGCCUUCUCUCCAUCGCCAGAUGACCUCAUUGCUGACCUUGCUGAUGCAUUUUCGAUCGAUGGGAAUCACUCACUCUCUCACACCCCCACCAUCUUCUUUCCCCGCUUUCUCCUCCCCUCUCUUCUCUCCUUCUCAUCGCCACCUCUUUCUCUCCCUUAAUCUCUCCCUUGCGCUCUCCCCUUCCCCCUUCUUCUCCUCUAAUGUGCAGACGUCUUCAUCGGGAGGGUCAGCGGCUCUCAUGUCCGUGUCGCCAUCACCCGUCUCCUCCCUCCAUCGUAGCGCAGCAACCGUUCCGCCGCCAUCCCUCCCAAGAUGGGCGCACUCUUCCGCCUUCAAGGGCCGCGCUGUUCAGAUCGGCAGCGCACCCGCCGGCGGCGGCAGCGGCGGGAAAAGCAGCGGCAGUUCCCGCCAUCACCCGGCGAGCCGCGGCCCGUUGGUGGAUCUGGCGCGCGCCGUGUUGAAUAAGUCCAGUAGCAGCGGGAGCGGGAGCAGCAGCGGCAGCAACAACGGUCCAGGCGGGAGCAACGGCAACGACGGCAACGUUGGCGGGGCCAGAAGCAACAGCAAUGGGAAUGCGGGGAACAGUGGCGGGAUCGGGAAAUUCGGGAAUUCCGGCAACAACGGCGCGGGGAACUGGGGGCAGCUGCCGUCGGCGCAUUCCCGCGCGCAGCCGCAGCAGAACGACCCGCCGACGCAGUGGCAGAGCGUGGGGGAGGCCACCCGCGCAGUUCUAGAGCGCCUGUUCGCGCAAGCGCAGCGGUACGAGGAUCGGGCGGAUAGUCCGGAUUUCGCGGAGGAGGCGGAAUUGGAGGAGACGGUAGGGCAGCUGGAGGCUGACGUGGUGGGCGUGCUCGAGUCGCUACGGCGCAAGGAGAAGGAUUUGAUGAAAGCCGAGGAGAUUCUAAGAGAGGAGGAGCGCGAGGUGCAGGUUGCGCGCUCCGCGCUGAUCCAACGCGAGCGGGAGUUCGAGGCGGUGCGCAUGGCGCAAGCGGGGAAGCGCAGCGAGCUCGCCCGCGCGCGCGGACAGUUGGGGACCCAGCGGGAGGAGCUCGAGCGGACUGUUGGGCUGCUGCGGGAGAGGGAGAAGGAACUCGCGCGUGUGCGCGAUCAGCUGGCGGGGAAGGAGGACGAGGUGCGGAGAGUGCGCGCGGAAGCAGCCAAGCAGGGGGAAGCCGUGGACAGCGUUGGCGCGGCGAUUGCCGCCCACCAAGCGGAGCUGGCAGAGGUAGAGGCGGAGGCGGAAAAGCGGCGCAAUGAGGUAGCGUCGCUGCGCGAGCUGUUGCAGCAGCAGCGGGCGGAGCUUUCAGCGGUAGAUGCGGACCUUGAGGGGAAGAAGCGCAAGCUUUCCGCCACAGAGGAAGAUCUUUCCACGCGCGCGGUUGCGCUGCACGCGGCGCAAGGGGAACUGCAGCUCUUGCGCCAGCAGCUGCGCCGAGUCACCUCCGCUGGAUCUUCCGCGUCGCUGGAGCUCGACAGGGCAACGGUUCUCCUGCGCGACGCGGAGGCGGAACUCGCGGCGUCCCGCGCCGCGGUGCGGCGGUUCCGCGACGAGGUCGCGGACCAGGAGACGGAGCUGGAGGCGAAGGAGGAAGAGGCGGGGCGGCUCGUGGCGCUCCUACGGAAGCGCGAGGAUGAGCUUGCGCGGGUGCAGAAAGAAGCGGCCAAGGAUCGCGCGGAGCUGCAGUCUGCGCGCGCCGCUUUCGCUGCCGCGGAGACGAAGCUGACGGAGCAGUCGCGCGCGGUGACGCAGCUGGAGGCGGAACUCCUGGCGGAGCGCCAGCGCGCGGAGGAAGCCACCGCGGAGAUCUCCGCGCUGCGCAAGGAGGUCCGCCAGACGAGCGCGGCGCUCUCCGAUGCGCAGCUGGCGCUGCAGCUCCGCGAGGCGGAGCUUCUCACCGCGCGGCUCGAGCUCCAAGCCGCGCAGUCCGACCUCGCGGCGGCGCAAGCCGACGCCCGCGCCAAGACCCAAGAGCUCGAGGAGUCCGGGCGCGCGGUCGCGACGCUCCGGCGCGAGCUGCUGCUGUCGCGGAAGGUCCUGGCGGAGCGGGAGGCGGAGGUCUCCGCGGUGGCGGAGAAGCUCCGCGAGCGCGAGGAGGCGCUAGAGGCCGUUGGAUCGGAUCUCCAGAAAUCGCGGAUCAAGCUGAGCGAGGCGGAGACUGUUGUGGAGCAGAUCGCGGGGCUGUCGCGGCUGCUGGUAGAGACGGCGACGGGCGGCGCGGCGGUGCCGGUGGUGACGGAGGGGUCCGUGCUGGCGCAGGCGAACUACGAGCUGUUCGCGACGAACCGCGUCCUGCUGGAGCGCGAGGUGCAGCUGCAGACCAUGCAGGUGUGCGCGCGGACGAGGGGGCAGAGGAGAGCGGGGGAGCGGGAGGCACUUCCCCCUCCUCUCAUCUGCCCUCCUCUCAUCUGCCCUCCUCUCAUCUGCCCUCCUCUCAUCUGCCCUCCUUUCAUCUGCCCUCCUCUCAUCUGCCCUCCUCUCAUCUGCCCUCCUCUCAUCUGCCCUCCUCUCAUCUGCCCUCCUCUCAUCUGCCCUCCUCUCAUCUGCCCUCCUCUCAUCUGCCCUCCUCUCAUCUGCCCUCCUCUCAUCUGCCCUCCUCUCAUCUGCCCUCCUCUCAUCUGCCCUCCUCUCAUCUGCCCUCCUCUCAUCUGCCCUCCUUCCGCUUUCCCCCACUCUCUUCCCUCCUCUUUUCCCCUCUUCCCCGCACUCUCUCCCUGUUCCUUGCUCCCCCCAUAUCCCGCUCCUUCCCCCUUCCCUCCCCUUUCCGCUCCCGCUCCCCAUCCCCCUCGCCCUCCCCCUCCCCGCGCCCGCGCGCAGGACAAGGAGGCGCGCGAGUCGAUGGCGGGGCAGCGCCUACUUGCGGAGCUGGACGCGGUUCGCGAGUGUCUGCGCGAGAAGGAGGUGGAGCUCGAGGUGGCGCGCCUCGCGCUCGCGGACCGCGACGUGGCGCUCUCCGCGCUGCAGCAGCGCUGGCAGCAGCGCGAGGCGCAGCUGCAGCGCGUGCAGGGGGAGCUGGUGGAGGGCGCGCAGGAGAUCGCCGCGCUGCGCGAGUACGCGCGCGCCAACGGGCUCGUGUCCGCCGCGGCGGAGGCGGCGGCGGCGGCGGCGCAGGCUGGGGCCCCAAAGGCAUUCAAGGAGGAGGCGGCAGUGACGAAACUGGAGCUGGAGGUGGCCAAGGUGGAGGUGGAGACGGCAGUGGCAGCACUGAAAGCCCUGGCGGACCUCAGCUCUGAGCUCACCACUGAAUGUGCUGACGCAGCCUUGACUGCCGCAGCCAUAGCAGCACUGCCAGGCGCGGCUAAUGGUACUGCUGGGGCUGCGGGUACGGGUGCUGCUGCUGCUUCUGUGCGGGCUGCGCUCAUUCCCACCGCAGAGUCGUCGGCUGCUCCUGCAGCAGCAACGCCUGCAAACGGGGCUGGAGUGCAAGGGGGACAACAUGGAGCAGCAACAGGUGACUCAGCAGCAGCAGCAGCAGCAGCAGCAGCGGCGGCGGCUGCGGCACCAGCGGGAGUGGCAGUGGAUGACAUGGAAAGGCAGCUGAGGGACAAGGACGCGGCCUUGGACCUGGCUCGCUCCGCUAUGCUCUCCCUCACUCGCCUCACUCGCCGCCUCGUGCACGACGCUGCCACUGUGGCUGCUGAAGCCGGCUGGCCUUGCGACGACACCCCUUCCUCUCCUUCCUCUUCCCCCUGCAGCGUGUGA
Closterium sp. Naga37s-1 is the source of this 3787-nucleotide messenger RNA. The record is from the annotation of a GenBank genome assembly. Lineage: Eukaryota; Viridiplantae; Streptophyta; Zygnematophyceae; Desmidiales; Closteriaceae.